Molecule: messenger RNA, 1057 nt
Organism: Heteronotia binoei (common prickly gecko)
Lineage: Eukaryota; Metazoa; Chordata; Lepidosauria; Squamata; Gekkonidae
Gene: HAND1
Product: heart and neural crest derivatives expressed 1
Exons: 2
Coding region: 1-1008 (335 amino acids)
Biological process (GO): regulation of transcription by RNA polymerase II; heart development
Molecular function (GO): RNA polymerase II transcription regulatory region sequence-specific DNA binding; DNA-binding transcription factor activity, RNA polymerase II-specific; protein dimerization activity
Source: RefSeq, a predicted model, not a curated record
AUGGAUCCAGGCGCUGCGGAAGGGCCGGGCCGGCUGGCCAGCCCAGGAAGGGAGCGCGGGCGCGUCGUCCGAGGGACCGAGGCGUGCCGGGAGGAUCGGGCGGCGGGGUGGGCGCCGCGGCAGCAGCAGCUCUGGGCGGCCGCAGGAGCGCCAGGCCUCCUCCCCUCCCCUCCCCUCCCCUCGGCGGGCCGCGUGACAUCAAAGGGCCGGCGGGCGUAUAAAGGGGCUGGCGAGGGGGCCGGCCUUCUAGAAAGCUGGAGCAAGGCGGCGCCGGCUGGACGCGCCUCGGGGCCGAGGCCGCCCUGGAGCCAUGAACGUGGUGGGCGGCUACCCGGGCCACCCGCACCCGGCGCUGCUCCACGAGCCCUUCCUCUUCCGCCGCCGCCGCCGCCCCCGCCGCGCUGCUUCCCGCCGGCCGAGCGUCCCUUCGCCCCGGGAUGGCUGCUGAGCGCCGCCGCCGCCGCCGAGCUCUCCCCGCAGCCCCCGCCGCCGCCGCCGCCGCCUCCCGCUGAGCUGCUCUGCGCCGCCGCCGCCGCCGCUGCUGCUGGGCUGGGCCCUUCGUCGGCAUCGCCCGGCUCGUCUUACGGCAGCAGCCCGCCCGAGGGCCUAGGGGGGCGGCGGCGGCGGGCGGGCGGGCCGGCGGCGGCGGGGGCGGCGGCGGCGGGCGGGCCGCGCAAGGAGCGGCGGCGGACCGAGAGCCUGAACAGCGCCUUCGCCGAGCUGCGCGAGUGCAUCCCCAACGUGCCGGCCGACACCAAGCUGUCGAAGAUCAAGACGCUGCGCCUCGCCACCAGCUACAUCGCCUACCUCAUGGAGGUGCUGGCCAAGGACCGGCCGGCCGCCGAGGGCUUCAAGGCCGAGCUCAAGAAGGCCGAGCCCCGCGACGCCAAGAGGAAGCGCGACCCGCAGUCGGAGGCCUACUCUCACUCUUUAGGCCACGGAGAGAAAAGGCUUAAGGGCAGGACUGGCUGGCCUCAGCAGGUCUGGGCGCUGGAACUGAACCAAUGAAACCGGGAAAGAACGAACUCGACCCACACUCUCACACACACCGCGCCCC